Messenger RNA from Scheffersomyces amazonensis, 1474 nucleotides. It is a transcript of the gene PIL1, whose product is annotated as lipid-binding protein. Gene Ontology annotation, cellular component: plasma membrane; eisosome filament. Gene Ontology annotation, biological process: eisosome assembly; endocytosis. Lineage: Eukaryota; Fungi; Ascomycota; Pichiomycetes; Serinales; Debaryomycetaceae. The transcript has a single exon. The coding region runs from base 281 to 1192 and encodes 303 amino acids. Gene Ontology annotation, molecular function: lipid binding. The record is from RefSeq and is a predicted model, not a curated record.
AAAAGAAAGAGAAAAAAAAGAAUGAGCGGAAAUGAACAAAAACAGCGACCGAAGCCCAAUUAGGAAAGAGAGGCAAAGGCCCCAAGCAGAAACAUUAAGUGUGGUGAUGAAAAAGUGACACAAAAUGUCGUUCAUCACCCAUCCCCCUUUUGAAUUAUUCGAAGGUGGGACGGGGCCCAUCUGGACGAUAUAAAUUUCAGUAUAAUUCCUGGAAUUAUUAGAUUAGGUUAAUUAUUAAAUACUAUAUAGAUAUUAACUUAUAAAUUUAUAAAUUAGUAAAAUGCACAGAACUUAUUCUUUAAGAUCUCAAAAGGCUCCAACUGCAGCUCAAUUGCAAUCUCCCCCACCUCCACCAUCCACUACUAAAUCUAAAUUCUUUGGUUCUGGUUCUCUUUCUUCUUCAAUUAGAAAAACUGUUGCUGGUUCAACUGGUCCUGAAUUAUCAAGAAAAUUAGCUCAAUUUGUUAAAAUUGAAAAGAAUGUUAUGAGAGCUAUUGAAUUGACUGCAAGAGAAAGAAGAGAUGUUGCUAAACAAUUAAGUGCUUGGGGUGAAGAAAAUGAUGAUGAUGUUUCUGAUGUUACUGAUAAAUUAGGGGUUUUACUUUAUGAAAUUGGUGAAUUAGAAGAUCAAUAUAUUGAUAAAUAUGAUCAAUAUAGAAUCACUUUAAAGUCAAUUAGAAAUAUUGAAGCUUCUGUUCAACCAUCAAGAGAUAGAAAACAAAAGAUUACUGAUGAAAUUGCUCAUUUGAAAUAUAAGGAUCCUCAAUCUCCAAAAAUUCCAGUUUUAGAACAGGAAUUGGUUAGAGCUGAAGCUGAAUCUUUAGUUGCUGAAGCUCAAUUAUCUAAUAUUACUAGAGAACAAUUAAAGGCUGCUUUCAAUUAUCAAUUUGAUGCUACUAGAGAAUUGGCUGAAAAAUACGCUUUAAUUGCUGGUUACGGUAAGGCAUUAUUAGAAUUAUUAGAUGAUUCUGCUGUUACUCCAGGUGAAACUAGACCAGCUUAUGAUGGUUAUGAAGCCUCUAAGCAAAUCAUUAUUGACGCUGAAAAUGCUUUAAGUUCUUGGACUUUAGAAUCUGCUGCUGUUAAGCCAACUUUAUCUUUACAUCAAGAAUACGAAGAAGAUGAUGAAGUUCCUGUUGAAGAGGAAGAUGCUGCCGCAGAAGAAUUUGCUAAGCAUGACGAACAAGCUUAAACUAAUUGUAUUCAAUUUCCAUUUCAUUCUUUACUGUUAUUGCUUAAAUUUAUUCACCUGCCAAUUGUUUCCUUUAUUUAUAACAUUGUAUUAGUAUAUAUUAUUUCAGAUGAAAAGUAACUAACUAAAAUUUCUGUUUAAAUCCCCUACUUUCAAUUUUAUUUGACAGUUACUAUCACCUUAGCAUUUGUAGUUUUGGUUUAGAUAGCCAAAAUGUUUUAAUAAAUACUGUAUUAAAAUUCUUCCUUCCCUUAUCUAAAUACUAAAAAAAUUGCGAAUUUC